AUGAGUAGUGGCAAUCACAAUGGCACCAAUUGCGCGUUAACAAUCCCUCCGCCCCCGAAGGAAGGUGAGAAGAAGGGAGAUAUUUUGCUGGGCUGCUAUUUGGAGAGCGCCGAAAGCGGAACCUUGUUUGCUCGAAUCAAUCUCUCUAAUAGGAUUUGGCUUGGCGACAAUGGCGCUCUCAACUGCUUCGACAACUAUGGCACAGCCUCCCCCCUUUGA
This is a messenger RNA of Colletotrichum lupini, 219 nucleotides long. RefSeq lists its product as uncharacterized. The transcript has 2 exons. The record is from RefSeq and is a predicted model, not a curated record. Bases 1 to 219 code for a protein of 72 amino acids. Lineage: Eukaryota; Fungi; Ascomycota; Sordariomycetes; Glomerellales; Glomerellaceae.